Messenger RNA from Maniola jurtina (meadow brown), 1088 nucleotides. RefSeq names its product aldo-keto reductase family 1 member B1-like. The record is from RefSeq and is a predicted model, not a curated record. The coding region runs from base 122 to 1069 and encodes 315 amino acids. Gene Ontology annotation, cellular component: cytosol. The transcript is spliced from 7 exons. Gene Ontology annotation, molecular function: aldose reductase (NADPH) activity. NCBI's taxonomy places the organism in Eukaryota, Metazoa, Arthropoda, Insecta, Lepidoptera, Nymphalidae.
UCGGUCAGUCAGUCAGUCUAUAACCAUCAGAGCUAGCAUACCUAAGAUUAAUAGGAUACCUAAGUCCAUUGCAUUGAUACUGUUUAUUGUGAAAUUUUAUAAAAGGUUUAAUAAAUAAAUCAUGGCAAACGUACCUUUAGUUGAGUUUAAUAAUGGAAGAAAGUGCCCAAUUAUUGGACUGGGAACUUGGAAAUCGAAGCCAGGGGAAGUGGCUCAGGCAGUGAAGGACGCCAUCGACUGCGGGUAUCGCCACAUUGACUGCGCACAUAUCUAUGGCAACGAGAAAGAGGUCGGCGAAGCGUUGACAGCCAAGUUUCUUGAAGGAGUUAUUAAGAGGGAAGACAUCUUCAUCACAUCGAAGCUAUGGUGUACCUUCCAUCGACCAGACCUGGUGGAGGGGGCGCUGAAGACAACUCUUCAGAACCUUGGCUUGGAGUACCUGGAUCUCUACCUUAUCCACUGGCCUCAAGCUUACCAGGAAGGUGGAGAGCUGUUCCCAGUAGACGCCGCUGGUAAAACGAUUCCUUCACCAGUGGACAUCCAGGACACGUGGAAGGCUAUGGAGGUCCUGGUGGACCAGGGGCUGGUGAGGAGCAUCGGCAUAUCCAACUUUAACAAGAAGCAGGUCGACAGGAUCGUGCAGGCUGCCAGGAUCAAACCUGCUGUCAACCAGAUAGAAGUUCACCCCUACCUGAACCAGCACAAGUUAAUCGAGCACUGCAGGUCCCUCGGCAUCACCAUCACCGCGUAUUCCCCGCUCGGGUCCCCAGACAGGCCCUGGGCCAAGCCGGGUGACCCGCACCUCCUUGAGGACCCCAGGCUCAAGUCCAUCGCCGACCGGUACAGCAAGAGCGUCGCACAGGUCCUCAUCAGGUACGCCAUCGACCGCGGUCUCAUCGUGAUCCCCAAGUCGGUGACGAGGAGCAGGAUCCAGCAGAACUUCAACGUGUUCGACUUCCAGCUGUCUCCGGAAGAUAUCCAGCUGUUGGCCAGCUUGGAGUGCAAUGGACGACUGUGUAGCAUGGGAGACGUCCACCAUCCAGACUAUCCGUUCCAUGAUGAAUAUUAAAUAAACAAAUUAAGUUUAA